Messenger RNA from Coccomyxa subellipsoidea C-169, 1500 nucleotides. RefSeq lists its product as hypothetical. The record is from RefSeq and is a predicted model, not a curated record. NCBI's taxonomy places the organism in Eukaryota, Viridiplantae, Chlorophyta, Trebouxiophyceae, Coccomyxaceae. The coding region runs from base 1 to 1500 and encodes 499 amino acids. The transcript is spliced from 8 exons. Gene Ontology annotation, molecular function: protein binding.
AUGGAUGAACUGCGCGCUUCAACACCCAUCGAGGACCCUUCAUCAGCAAGACCCUCAGCAGAGAAGUUCAGAGUGGCAGCCAAUCAAUACCUGAAUCAGGGCGAGUGCUCCCAAGCCAUCCAAUGCUACGGUGCUUCUAUAGAGGCGUCAGAGGAAGAAGGCCUCAAGGACAGCCAUCUGGCUAAAUUGUACAGCAACCGCGCUUUGGCCCAUAUCAAGAAUGGGUCCUACACCCAGGCAAAGGAUGCCCAAAAGGCCAGGCACCUCGACCCUGCAUGGCCAAAGCCAUUGCACAGGCUGGCCCAGGCACUUGCUGGCUUGUCCCAAUGGGAGGAUGCUCUCGAGAUGUGCAAGGAGGGCGCUGCCAGAUCUGGGGGCACGUCUGACUUUGCGCCCUUGAUAGAUGUCAUUGCAGUCACUGCUGCUCAACAUGGCUCCAUGGCCGGCUUCAGCGGACGCAAAUUGGAGGCAAUUCUCGUAAGGGAUGCGGGUGAAGAUGCAUGGUUAGGCAGGGAAGCUCCAGAGGACCCAGAUCUGGAUGGCCCAGAGGACCCUCUUCUGGCACUGCCUUCUAGCAGCGGUAGUGGUGGGGCGCUGAUGAGGAAGGGCCUCAGCUUUCGGUCACUGCAUGCAGCAGUGGCGGCAGCAAGGGAUGGUGACCAGAUCCUCCUGAAGAAGGGCAUCCACAAUGGGCUUGGGGAGACGGUGCAUGUGAGCAAGCGGGUGCUGAUCAGAGGGGAGGGAUCGCUGGGGGAGACGCGCAUCGACCACCGCGCAAACUGCCCCACGCUGCGCAUCAGCCGCAGCUGCGUCAUCCAGGACCUGGACAUCGACAUGACUGGCUUCAGGGAGGCUCUCAAGGUGGAGGGGGCAGCGUCUGUGCAGCCGGUCUGCCAAAAUUGCAUCAUCAGGUGCAGCGGAGAUGAUGCAGUCAAUAUAUGUGGCAAGGCGGCGCCGGUGUUCAGGGCCUGCUCGUUGCGCGCGCGCAAGUGCGGCGUGCGAGCAUACGAGAGGGCGGCGCCGUCUCUUGUCGACUGCAAGAUUGAGGCGUGCGGGGAGCAGGGCGUCAAGACCUUUGAGCAUGCUGCGCUCUUUGCCGGCUUGCCCAGGUGCACACUGGCAGACUGUGAGGAGGAUGGCAUUGUGGCCAUGGAUCAGAGCAGUGUGCGGCUGGAGGAAUGCACCAUCAGCAGUUGCAAGGGCCCUGCAGUGGAUGUGACCAACCAUGCUCAGCUGCACGCCACCGCUUGCAGGUUCAAGGGCUGCAUGGGUGUCAUAUGGGCGUGGGACAAUGCGAAGGCAGAUGUAACAGACUCCCAAUUGCAGAGUCAGGAGACUUAUGUUGUCCUGGCAGAUAGCAAAGUGCAUGUGCAGCUCCAGGCAAGCUGCUGCUCACGCUUUUCCCCAUUUUGUACAGAAGUUUGUGCACUCAACUCUCAAGGAUGCAAGCGCGUUUGGAUUCCAAUAUGUGCAGAUUCAAUAGUCCACUGGAUUGUGUAG